Molecule: messenger RNA, 1759 nt
Organism: Vidua macroura (Pin-tailed whydah)
Lineage: Eukaryota; Metazoa; Chordata; Aves; Passeriformes; Viduidae
Product: mucin-4-like
Exons: 14
Coding region: 1-1632 (543 amino acids)
Biological process (GO): cell-matrix adhesion
Source: RefSeq, a predicted model, not a curated record
AUGGCACAGGCAGAAGAUUCAGGGGAUGCUGGUCCCUAUGAAGAUACCCAGAGUGACAUGAGUCCUCCAGCCCUUCAGCCCUCAGAAUCUCCUGCUGAUAAUGGAGAGCUGCUGACUGGAGGAACAGAAGACUUGAUCCAUCCAGCCUGGGUGCACUUGGAGAAGCAGACAGUGCUGCUGAAGGUCUUCAGCCCUCCCUGGGUGCUGGCACUGGGGUCCUUCCUGCUGCCGGAGGAGGGGCAAGUGAAGGAGCUGGUGAUGGAGGGUCCGCAGGACAGUCCCAGACUCCUACUGGAAUGGAACCAGCUGGUUCAGAAAGCCUUGAUGGAAAAACGGGAGAGAGGAAAUUCUGCAGAGGGGGUGUCUGCCAGCCCUGGGCUUUCGGCACCUCCACCAGGAGUGCCGGCAGCUGCCCCAACCUUGCUGCCCAGUCCCGCAGUUCCAGCUGUGCCCCUCUAUGGGUAUGGAGCAAGGGAAAAUGAUCAGGAGUACGUGGAAAGGAGAGUGGAUUUUAAUUCUCCACUUUUCAAGCCCGAGACUGGAUUCCCAUUUGGGAAAACCCUGCACAGCUCUCUCUACUUCACAGACAAUGGACAGAUCAUUUUCCCAGCCUCGGACAACAACAUCCUCACGUACCCCAACCCUCCUCCCAGUGGCUUCAAUGGCCACGAAGAGGUCCCCAUGAUCGCUGUAUUCUGGGACAACGCUGACUUCUCCAGAGGUGUUGGCACCACCUUUUACCAGGAGUUCUCCACCCUCAACACGGCCAAGCCUCCAUUCGUCCGUGACGUGGAAGCGAAGGUCCGGCGGUACCUGAGGUCCUCCUACUCUGCAGCCUGGACCCUGAAAAUCACCUGGGAGAAGGCACCUGUCUACACAGCACGGACCGACACCCGGAAGACUAUCACGUACCAGGCUGUCCUGACCACUGAUGGCUUCAGGUCCUACAUCCUGAUGCUGUUCCAGGAUGGAGGCAUGCAGUGGGAUUACACCAGGCUCCCUUCCACCAACGUGCUCAUCGGCUACACCAGUGGAGAUGGCUUUUACCACAACGAUGACCUGACUAAGAGACCUCCAGCUGCUAAAUAUCGCCCUGACCAGUUCAGGGGCUACAACACAGACCUCCGUGGGUUGUGGAUUUACAAGCUGGAGAGCCGCGUGGGCAACAACUACCGGCUGAAGUGCCUGGCGUGGACGGGGCAGCAGCAGGAGCCCCGGGCAUGGAGCCAGGGCCUGCCCACCUGCCCCUGCUCCCUGCAGCAAGGGCAGCAGGACCCACGCUUCAAGAGCAGCCGUGGAGGCAAGUGGGGUGCUCGUGUCUCCAUGCUGCACUCGGCCUCCCCCAACCAGCACGGCGCCGGCGUCCGCUGCCUGUACGACAGCCGGAGCCAGCUCAUCGAGGGGCGGCAGGAGAGGUACUGGAGGUCCUCCAGGCAGGCGUCACCCUACCGUGACCAGGAGCUGAAGCUGUAUGACUGGUGCUGUAACCGGGCGGGCAGUGCCCACCUCUGCGCCCGCUACAGUGAGAAGAGGCCGAAGAUUGGCUGUGAUGGAUACCAGUCACCCAGCAUGGAUUCCUUGGAGGAGGCAGAGAAUGACUCAGAUGAGCAGAUAGAUGGAGAGGACAAGUAACUGGGAGGUUGCACACCUGCAGCACGUUCUGGGCCAUGGCUGAUCCUCCAAGCCCUUUGAUCUGCUCUUCCCCCCUGUUCCCCCACAAAGCCCAUCACCCCUGCCCACCACGCAGGGCAGCUCACUU